This is a messenger RNA of Penicillium atrosanguineum, 855 nucleotides long. RefSeq names its product RlmE family RNA methyltransferase. Lineage: Eukaryota; Fungi; Ascomycota; Eurotiomycetes; Eurotiales; Aspergillaceae. Gene Ontology annotation, molecular function: rRNA (uridine-2'-O-ribose)-methyltransferase activity. The transcript has 6 exons. Gene Ontology annotation, cellular component: mitochondrion. Bases 1 to 855 code for a protein of 284 amino acids. Gene Ontology annotation, biological process: RNA methylation. The record is from RefSeq and is a predicted model, not a curated record.
AUGUUUGCAUUGUUCUUCUCUCUUCGACCCCGGGGGACAUUCGCCCUCGGGGUGGUCGGUCAAAUACGUCUGUCCUCUUCGAAGCGAUGGCAGGCUCGUCAGCAUAAUGACCAGUUUACAAGGGAAGCUGCCGUUCAAGGUCUGAAAAGCCGAGCUGCGUUUAAGCUGUUACAGAUUGACGAAAAGUAUCGCCUAUUCAAGGGCGGCCAGACCGUCGUCGACUUAGGCUAUGCGCCGGGCUCGUGGUCACAGGUCGCCGUGAACCGGACUCAGCCGAACGGGCGAGUCCUCGGUGUCGAUAUUAUCCCAGCCCAGCCACCGAAAGGAGUUUCGACCAUCCAGGGCAAUUUUCUGGCACCCGAGAUCCAGGCUUAUAUCCAGGAUUUUUUGCGCAAUCCAAACAGAGGCAGGCCUCGACAAUUGGGUGUACUCAACGAUGCUGGUGGUAGUCUGCUUGAGCCCGGGAUGAUCUCGGAGGCAGCCCAAACGGACAGGGAGAAGUGUGAAAGAACGGUGGAUGUGGUCCUCAGCGAUAUGUGCGAACCCUGGCACCAGACAUCUGGUUUCUGGAAACGAAGUCUAAGUGAUCCUUAUCGCAGGAUGAUGAACACCAGCGGGAACAAUUUCAGAGAUCAUGCGGGAAGCAUGGACCUUUGCAAUGCUGCUCUACGCUUUAGUUCGGAUGUUCUCAAGGUCGGGGGCCAUUUCGUCUGUAAAUUCUACCAAGGAGCAGAGGACAAAGACUUGGAGCAACAGCUCAGGAAUUUGUUCCAGAAAGUUCACCGACUGAAACCCGAAUCAUCUCGCAGUGAAUCGAAAGAGUCGUUCUUUGUUGGCCUUGACCGCCGGCCAUGA